AUGGUUUUUUAUGGUACCCAAAUCCAAACCGCCUUAUUCAAGUUCAACCCUUCACCCUGUUACAAGCUCCUUCUCCCGAGAGUCACUAAGAUUUCGAUGACGAAAAUCCAGGGUCAUUCUAAAAGAUCCAUUUGCCCGUCUUGUUCCAAACCCACACGAACGUGUCUCUGUUCUCGAAUCCUCACACCGGGUAUCCAAAAUUCUGUCCACGUAACCAUUCUGCAGCACGAGCUUGAGCGUAAGCACCCCCUCAAUUCUACUAGAAUCGCUAGAUUGGGCCUCAAGAAUCUCACCGUUGCAACUGUUUCUGAUGUUAAUUUCCAAGCCCGGUUCCUGUUUUGGUUGUUUGAUCGGAAUUCUCAAUUGGGUGGUGCUGUAAACGUGCCGAAUGGACUGCUUUCUCGUCCGUAUUGCAAUUUUGGAGACACCAAUAAACUGUUUUCUGAGAAAAAUCCGAACUUGAGUGAUACUGAUAAUGCCGUAAAAUGUGGGUUCGGAAAUGAUCUUGCUCAUGUUAUGGAUUCUCCCACUCAUACUGAAGUUGGGACUCAAGUGAGUAUCAGUGAUGGUGCAGUCGUGAGUGAUGAAGUUGAGAAAAACGCAAUUUGUCCAAAUUGUGAUUUAACUAGAGGUGUGCAUGAAGAGAAUGGUAGGCUGGCUAUUAGUGUUGCCAUUGGCAAAUAUGGUGCUAUUAGCUCUCUGUCUCAUAUUUGGAUGGCAGAAGCACAAUUUCCAUCCGCCAAGUUAAGUUUUGACAAUAUUUUGGCUUAUCCUGAAGCUUCCGGAGCACUCUCGAAAGGGUUUUUGGUGAAGAAGUUUCAAAGGAAGCACCUGAAUAGGGAUGCAGACUUGGAAGAAGAAUGUGAAGAAUUUGAGCUGGAGGUUCGUCCUGGAUCAGUGCUACUAUUUCCCUCUAAUAAGGCUGUGAAUAUUAGUGACCUAGGUGCUAUUGGUUUUAAUGUGACGAACUUGAUUGUUCUGGAUGGAACAUGGGCUAAGGCAAAAAGGAUUUACAGUGAAAAUCCUUGGUUGAACGUUUUGCCCCAUGUGAAGUUGGAAGUGAAUGAGACGAGCUUAUAUAGUGAAGUGAGACAUCAGCCUAAAGCUGGUUAUUUGUCUACCAUUGAGAGUAUUGUAUUUGCAUUGAAGGCAGUUGGGGAGAAUCACGAGGGUUUGGAUGGUCUCUUGGAUACUUUUGAGUCCAUGGUUGGAGAUCAGAGACGCUGUAAAGAAGAGAGACUGAACAAACACUUCUCCAGCUGA
This is a messenger RNA of Sphenostylis stenocarpa, 1263 nucleotides long. The record is from the annotation of a GenBank genome assembly. Lineage: Eukaryota; Viridiplantae; Streptophyta; Magnoliopsida; Fabales; Fabaceae.